GCUCCGCCCCGGUCGCCGCUCGUCCCGCGUGGGAGCCGACCCGGCUCAGCCUGAUUUACGGCUCUGCUGAAAACCGCUCGCGCGGCUCCCCCAGCAUCAGCACCGGUGGCUGCGGCGGCAGCAACAAGUCGGGACUUUCAGAGGGAUGCAACAGACGACUUUUGAAGAGAGCCGGUACCGUUGGCAGGACUCGCUGGAGAAUGUCGCUGUGUGCCUGCCAUUCCGCUGUCCGAGGUGUGGCGACCAUACCAGAUUCAGGAGCUUGUCGUCCUUGAGGGCCCAUCUGGAAUUCAGUCACAGCUACGAGGAGCGGACCCUCCUGACAAAAUGCAGCCUCCUGCCUUCGCUCAAAGAUGCGGAGCUAGUCCGGCCCUCAGAACUCCAGAAGCAGGGAAAAGUGCUUCGGGGCCAUGCCAAGGUGGCCAAACAGAAGCCAAGCUAUGUUAAUUUGUACAGCAUCUCCCACGGACACUCCAAGGACCCGAAACCCUUCGAGAUGGUGGCGGAGAGGCCCGUGUCCUAUGUGCAGACCUACACAGCCGUGGACAUUCGGGCCGACUCCCUGGAUGCUCCCCGAUCGAGCCCUGGACUCCCCACCCAAGACACCAAAUCGGCUUUCGAGGCUCACGUCAGAGAGAAGUUCAAUCGCAUGGUAGAGGCCGUGGACAGGACCAUCGAGAAGAGAAUCGAUAAACUCACCAAAGAGCUGGCCCAGAAGACAGCCGAACUGCUGGAAGUGCGGGCGGCCUUUGUGCAGCUGACGCAGAAGAAGCAGGAGGUUCAGAGGCGAGAGCGCGCCCUGAACAGACAGGUGGACGUGGCUGUGGAAAUGAUCGCUGUGCUGAAGCAGCGCCUGACAGAAUCCGAGGAGGAGCUCCUGAGGAAAGAGGAAGAAGUUUGCACAUUCAACCACUUCCUGGAAGCAGCUGCUGAGAAGGAGGUUCAAGGAAAAGCGAGGCUCCAGGUCUUUAUUGAGAACCUGCUGCAGCGGGUGGAACUGGCCGAGAAGCAGUUGGAGUACUAUCAAAGCCAGCAGGCCUCUGCCUUCAGCCGUGACACGAGUGAGCACGUGCUCACAGACAUCUCAUUGAAUAGGAAGCCCAGAUGCCUAAGCCGAGGGCACCCACAUUCUGUAUGUAACCACCCGGAGCUGAGGGCCCAUUUCCAUCUAAAGGGGAGGAGCUAUCUGAAGAAAGCCAAGGAUGAACGAGGAGCUGGGCUGCUGCCUGCCAAGGUCAUUCACGAACAGAUGGAGUCUCCGAGAGAAUCCUUCAGACCAGCUAAGAAAGUGGAGCACCUGGGCCUGAGCCGUAAAGGCAACUUCAGGCCUAAAAUGGCUAAAAAGAAGCCUACCGCCAUCGUGAACAUCAUCUAGAGCGUGGGUGGCUCCGAAUAGCGUCUAGAGCGUGGGUGGCUCGGAGAUCACCACGGGGCUUGCGGAAUGGGGCUCCAGGGGCCCGACAGUGUUGUCCUUUUGAACAUGUCGCCGUAGGAAGUCCUAGCAGGAGGGCAAGAAACAUGACACAUAGGGACACACUGAUUAACAAGAAUUUGACACAGGGGAUCUCAGUGAACCAAGAUUUUAUUUCAAUCUCCUUUUAGGUGCAAGCGAGGCAAAUUACACAACAAACAAACAAACAAAAAACAGUAAAGUAAAAGUUGAAACACUCUCAUUUUAUAGCUCUGGUAAACACGGACCUGUAACUUGUAGAAUAAUUGGCCCAGUCUUUCACCAUCCUGGCACUUGGCAUUCUACAUAGUGGCCAUUAGUACUUGGGCCACACAAGAUGCCAGGUUUUGGUGUUCACUGCUCUCUCUGAAUUAUGAGGCAAGGAAUGUGACUGUGAAGUUCUUCUACUUAAAAAUUAUUAUUAUUAUUAUCAUUAUUAUUAUUGUUGAUGUUUUGAGACAGGGUCUUGCUAUGCUAUGUAGCCCUGGCUGGCUUGGAACUUGGUAUAUUCACCAGGCUAGCUUUGAACUUACAGUAAUCCUCCUGCCUCUGCCUCCUGAGUUCUGGGAGUACAGGUGUGUGCUGCCACACCCAGCUGGGAGUCUAAAUUUCUUGUGGAGAGCAGUGAAAUAAAAGGUUUUCAUGUUGUGUGUUUGUGGGUAGACUCCCUCUGAUACAUUUGAAAGUCUCUAUGAUAAAGGCUCCUGUUACCCCUGAGGAUUCCGGUGAAUUCGUUAAUGAAUCCGGUGACUUUAAUCCCCAGGUGGCUUUCGGGAUCUGUUCAGUUAGACCUCAGAUCUCACGUUGCCAAGUGGCUUUUGGGUUUGUCUGAUUCCCAUGUGGGGUCCUUCAGAACACAUUUAUUCAGAUCUGGGUGCACCCUGCCCACCUCCUCUGGCUAAGCACGCUGCACACCCAGAGCUGUCUACCAGCCUCUGGACAGCUGCUAAAACCCUUGGGGUCAGCAGCAUCAUGAAUGUGGUGCCCAAGUGCUUCAUGUGCCAGAGGAGGGCACCUCCGGUAUCCCAGGAGCAUCCUGGAGGAGGUCAUAUCCAGUAUCCCAGGAGCGUCCUGGCCACGCUGCAGGGACGGCCAGCUUUCUGCUGCCACCUGCUUCCCCGGAAGUGCCCCCAGCUUGCUUUCUGUUAAGCGUGGGCAUGCCCUUCCCCUUGCUGUCUUCCCUUUCCACCAGGAAGCUCACCUCACCUCCUGUUGCUUCUAUGACUGGUGGACAUGGUCCUCCCUGUCAGCCACACAACUGGGGUGUUCAUUGUACAGUACAUUCUACUGUAAUUUCAAAAACCAGGGAUGCAUGUAGGGUCUGGCCUCUGAUACGCUCCUCCCCAAAUGCCAUCGUGCCCAUAAAAGAACUUUCAAGAACCUUCUGUUUCCAAAUUCUCCACUAGAAGGAAUUUUCAUAUUUUUCCUCAAUUUGAGCAUUACCACUAGGUCUGUAGAGUGUAUAUAUGCUGACAUCCUUCCUAAAACAGGAAUAUUGUUGUCCGUAAGUAUAUACAUAUAUAAUACAUACACUAUAUAUAUAUAUAUAUGUCAAGUAUAUGAAUAGUUUAUUUUUAAAUACUCAUGGAGAAAGUGUGCGUUUGUGGUGGGUGGCUUUAAAACUAUAUAGCUUUGUUUCUGUAAAUCUAAUUCCUUUACUUUAAGAAUUAAGACUUUAACCUAUUUAACACUAGUAGAAUUAUUGUUAUUGCAACAAGUAUCUGAAUAUUACAGUAAGAUUGAUAACAAAGCAGUUACUUAGGAUGCCAAUAAAUUGAAAAGGAGAACUCAUCAUUUUCAGAGAUUUGAACCUGUCCUCGUGGAAAGGUUGCUGUUUGAGUCUUCAGUGACUUCUGGCUUACGGGGGACCGGGCUUCCUUGUGGUGUGUGGGCAGAUUCCAGGUGGGGUAAAAAACAUGGCUGUGGAUAUCACUGUUCAGGCUGGCAUUGUGAAACCUGUAGUGUUAUUAUUCGUUUGGAUAAGAAAUGUCCCCCAUAGUUACUUCUCAUUGAUGCUUUUGUCAUGGUUGCACUUUGGCUUUUUGCGUACUGAAAAAAAGUGCUGCAUGCUCCCUGUCCUACAGUGUGUGUGAAUGACAACAGCUUGUUUUUGAAGAUAGCAUAGCCAGAUCUGUUCCCCAUUUCAUUUAAAGUAAGUCAUUUUGGGUGUUUAUUUAACAUGCCUAGAGGGAAUGACAGCCCUCUUUGACAGUGGUAUAUAUUCACCUUUGGAAAGCACCAUAAUGUUGUAUCUACCCCUAUAUACAUUACACAAGAUAAAUAGUUUUGAGAUUGACUUACUAGACUUAAAAAUUCUUCUGAGUGUCAACUGGAUUCUGACCCCCCAUUCGAGGAAAUACAUUAAGUACAGCAGACGUCCUAGAGACAUAUCAGCUAUUUAAGUAUGGGAGUUGGCUCGUAGGAGAGAUCAUUCACCCACACCAUGGCCAAGGUCCAUUUAUGUGUUAUCUUCAGAUUUUUUUCUUUGUCCCCUGAGACAAUCAACCUUAGAUUUGAGGCAGUGGGCUUUUAAAAUAAAUCACCAAAGUUUCUGGGAAACCAUAAUCAAGGCCUAACUGACGUAUAAAUUGAAUUUUAUUAUCUAUUUUGUAAGGAGAAAAGAUCUUCAUUUGAACUGUUCCUCUCCCUCAACCCCCAGACUAAGAAAAGAUUCCUAUCUGUAAGUGUGGCUUGCUUGGAGGCUGUAUUCCAGUAUUCCACAGGGCCAGUCAACUGUAUAGACAUUAGAAUAUUUCUGUUCCCAGAAUGAAAAAAAAAGAAGUUUUUAGAUUAUGAAAUACUAUGAUAAUAAAGCUAUAUUUCU
This is a messenger RNA of Psammomys obesus (fat sand rat), 4274 nucleotides long. RefSeq names its product zinc finger protein 365 (gene Znf365). The record is from RefSeq and is a predicted model, not a curated record. Lineage: Eukaryota; Metazoa; Chordata; Mammalia; Rodentia; Muridae. The coding region runs from base 146 to 1375 and encodes 409 amino acids. The transcript is spliced from 5 exons. Gene Ontology annotation, biological process: regulation of neuron projection development; telomere maintenance; regulation of DNA strand resection involved in replication fork processing. Gene Ontology annotation, cellular component: centriolar satellite.